Sinocyclocheilus anshuiensis is the source of this 1443-nucleotide messenger RNA. Its product is annotated as claudin-5-like. The coding region runs from base 121 to 774 and encodes 217 amino acids. Gene Ontology annotation, molecular function: structural molecule activity. The transcript has a single exon. The record is from RefSeq and is a predicted model, not a curated record. NCBI's taxonomy places the organism in Eukaryota, Metazoa, Chordata, Actinopteri, Cypriniformes, Cyprinidae. Gene Ontology annotation, cellular component: bicellular tight junction; membrane.
CUCAUUCUACAACGCUGCCGAGCGAUGUAGAGAUACUUCUGCUCUAAACACCUUCUUUGAACAAAUUACGGGUUCUAGACUUUCUAAACUGAGAACGAGAGCAUAAAAAACUUUGCAAAGAUGAUUUCUGCAUGUCUGGAGAUUAUUGGACUUGGCUUGAGCGUCACUGGGACCCUUUUGGUGAUGGUGGCUUGCGGGCUGCCCAUGUGGAAAGUGUCCGCCUUCAUCGAGGGCAACAUCGUGGUGGCACAAAACAUCUGGGACGGGCUGUGGAUGUCCUGCGUGGUCCAGAGCACGGGUCAGAUGCAGUGUAAAAUGCACGACUCCGUCCUGGCACUGACCACUGACCUCCAGACUGCUCGGGCUCUGACGGUCAUCUCAGCGGUUUUGGGUGUCCAGGCUCUGAUGAUAACCAUCGCCGGCGCUCAGUGCACCAACUGCAUCAGUAAAGAGUCCAUCAAAGCCAAAGUAGUCAAUGUCGGAGGGGUGAUAUACAUCAUCGCAGGCUUGUUUGUGUUGGUGCCUCUGUGCUGGAUGGCCAAUAACAUCAUCUCGGACUUCUACGACCCUCAAGUCCCUUAUGCAAAGAAGAGAGAAAUUGGAGCUGCGCUCUACAUCGGAUGGGCAGCAUCUUCCAUGCUUCUGGUCGGAGGAGUGAUUCUUUGUUUCUCUCGUCCACAUGAUGAGAAAACCUUGUAUCCUCUAAAAUAUAUACCUCCACCUACAAAAAGCGCAUCAGUCAAUGGGGACUAUGAUAAACGAAACUACGUGUGAGCCUCAAUGUUCAACCAUGGACUAGUAGGUUAAAAUUUAUAUGAGAAUGUACUUUUAGGUGCUGUAACUCGGCUCAGUUUUUUUUUAAACGAGUGUGAGAAACUAUUUUUUUAAUAUUGCAUAUUCAUUAAAAGUGCAUGUAAUUAUGCCAAAAAAGAGUUUAAAAUAGCUUUAGAUGAAAUAUUGUCACACUGCAGUCAGCCUUGUACCAAACGUAGCAAACAUUCAGAUAAUCAAUUGACAGAAUGUAUAAACUUUGACUGUAUAUGUAUGUAUAAACUAUGUACGAUUGUAUUUUUCUGUCUUUAGCUCCUUUAACAGUAUGUCAUGGUAAUAAUCAAUUAGAUGUACACGGGUAUUUUUGUCUUAGUUAAUGAUAUUAGGGUCAGCUGCCCACUUGUUUGCGUUUGAUUUGAAUCACUCUGGCAUAAGGGGGGGAAGAUGGGAGGGUCUAUAUUUCUUGUAUUUGUUCCGCUUUAUGAGAGUGCACUAAUUAGACACGCUCUGUGCUUCAAUAAGACACUGAAUAAUGCCUAUUGUUCUGCCUUUAGACUCCAGGCUGCAGCUUUACAUGAGACUGAUUUGAUCAUCUAAACCUCCUGAUUGUACAUAGUUGUAUGAAACCUUUUUUCAGUAAAUCUGGGCAUAUUCAAAGUAAUAAAUAAAACG